UUGGAAAUGGAUUGAUUGCCUCGAGCUUCAAUUCUACAUCAUAGUCCUUGGAUCAUAUUUAAGGCUUUGAAAAUGAUAGAAAGAUAAGUGAGAUUUGAGAUAAGGUUCCAAGCACAUAUCAAGCUUUUGGUUAACAUAAAGCAAACAAGUUCAAGAUUAACAAGCUGGAAGUGGGUAAUUGAAGUAUUCAAAUGUCAACAACCCAGCUGAGGAGUUGUGAGCAAUGGGCUAGUGGUAUUUCUCAUGGAAUAGAGCUCUACGUGUUCGAUUGUAAUCCUGAAAGGGCUCUUAUUAUAGUCAUAAAGCACAAGAAAGAUGUACUUUAUAGUGAAGGGGUGAGAUGUGAGGAGAGGUCAUCAGAUGGAUGAUGACAACCACAACACUUCAAAUGGUUUGUCAGAAUCUGAGACUUGUUAAAUUGGCACAACUUUAAUGGCCCCUACUAGUACUAGAGCCACUUACCAAGAGACAACCAUACGCACCUAUAUGCUGUAUCAGCAGCCACUAUUAUAUUAGAUACCAUGCCCUUUGGGGCCUCUCUUGUUGUUGCUUGUUGGGUCCUCCCUUUUCAAUGUUCACAGUUUAUGAGGGCCAUGAUUCAAAGCAAACAAACAAACAAAACGACAGAGAACAGUUAAUAUAAUCAGAUGUUAGAAUUUUCGAUGUUGUGCCCAAUUACAACAGGUCGGUCGUCUAGUGGUCCAAUUCUCCAAUGUACAUCUACCGACGAGACUGAAGAAAUUUUUACUGCAGAAGCACUAUUCUUAUCCUUUGUGUGUUUCUGGGUUAAUAUAGUGGGAUCAGAUGUACAUCUGAUUCUUCUGAUUCUGAGAGCUAAUAAUAAUGGAACCAAUCAACCAAGCUUCAAGUUCUCAUUAAUUUGUUAAUUUACUAAAUUUUUCGUCUUCACUUUUUUUUUUCUUGUUCAUGAUAUGCUUUUAGUAUUCCUGGUUCUGCAGAUAUCUGAGCACCACGCAGAUGUUAGCUAGGUUCCCAUGAAACUUUACCUCUGUGAGUCAACUUUUAUAAAGUGCAUAUAAUAGGUCCCUGCAUCCUACAUGCUACACAGCACACACUAAAUAUUAACAAUUAAAACAGUGUGUUUUCUCCUCCUAUAAAUAAAGAGUUGUGCAAGCUUGGAACUACCAAGUAGCACUCGUUAGCUUUCACUGAUUUAGUCAUCUCCAAAUUUUACUGCCAUGGCUCCUGUACCCAGUUCUCCGAUCAAGGUUGGUCAUAUUGAUGAUGUUCAGGAACUGAGAAAGGCUAAGCCAACAACAAUCCCUGAAAGAUUUGUCAGGGAUAUGAAUGAAAGGCCAACACUAGCCAUAGCUUUACCUUCUCUGAGUGACAUACCUAUCAUUAAUUUCUCAAGGCUUGUGAAUGGCAGUAAAGAUGAUUACCAAACUGAAAGUUUGCAGCUUGCAAGAGCCUGUAAGGAGUGGGGAUUUUUUCAGGUGAUUAACCAUGGAAUUAAUCUGAGUUUGAUUGAGAGCAUAGAGGAGGUGGCCAAGAAUUUUUUCAUGCUACCUUUAGAGGAGAAGCAGAAGUAUCCCAUGGCACCAGGAACUGUUCAGGGAUAUGGACAAGCCUUUGUGUUCUCUGAGGACCAAAAGCUGGACUGGUGCAACAUGUUUGCUCUUGGAAUUGAGCCUCCCUAUAUAAGGAACCCGAAACUAUGGCCAAUAAAGCCAACAAAGUUCGGUGAAACUGUUGACGUUUAUUCAAGAGAAGUGAGGAAGCUGUGCCAGAAUCUAUUGAAGUACAUAGCCGUGACCCUUGGCUUGAAAGCAGAUAUUUUUGAAGAAAUGUUUGGAGUUGCUGUGCAAGCUAUAAGGAUGAACUACUACCCACCAUGUUCAAGACCUGACCUUGUUCUAGGCCUAAGCCCACAUUCAGAUGGGAGUGCCCUAACAGUGCUGCAGCAAGGAAAUGGUAGCUCAGUAGGACUUCAAAUCCUUAAAGACAACAAGUGGGUACCUGUUCAGCCCAUUCCAAAUGCAUUAGUAAUCAACAUUGGUGACACUUUGGAAGUUCUAACAAAUGGAAAAUACAAGAGUGUGGAACACAGGGCAGUGACUCAUAAGGAAAAAGACCGUCUCUCUAUUGUCACUUUCUAUGCUCCAAGCUAUGAAAUAGAACUCGGACCAAUGCCAGAACUGGUGGAUGAGAAAAACCCUUGCAACUAUAGGAGAUACACUCAUGGAGAAUACAACAAACACUAUGUAACUAACAAGUUGCAGGGGAAGAAAACCCUGGAAUUUGCCAAGAUUAAAAGCAACACAUCUACUGUAUAGUUUUUAGAAUUUGUAUACACUGGUGUUAGUGUUUCACUUCCUCAUGUCUUCUGUGUAGAAUAUAAGGCCAAAUUACAUGUUGGAUGUUAUAUAUAUAUAUAUAUCAAAAUGUGCGGGGAUCAAAGAUGGACCGCUCGAGUUGACUCAUUUUGUAAUAGACUUUCAAUUAGUUGAAGCCUGUUAAGCAUUUCUUGUCAAA
Hevea brasiliensis (rubber tree) is the source of this 2496-nucleotide messenger RNA. RefSeq names its product protein SRG1. The record is from RefSeq and is a predicted model, not a curated record. Lineage: Eukaryota; Viridiplantae; Streptophyta; Magnoliopsida; Malpighiales; Euphorbiaceae. The coding region runs from base 1200 to 2297 and encodes 365 amino acids. The transcript has 4 exons.